AUGAUGAUGUCAUCGAUGGCCGAUGUAGAAUUUCGAUGUCCAAACGUAAAUUGUCAUCCAUUAGCCACAAUUUCUACGUCAAAGUUGUUUUACUGCCAGAUUGCUUGUUUAGCUCAAGAGAAAUGCCGUACUGCCAAUUUUCGUCAAUCAAAUAACACUUGUGAAUUAUUUGCUGAAAUGCCUGAUGAUAACAGUACCAUGCCAACAAACAUUGGAUCCAUCCUCAUGGCUAUUAUUGACGGAACACGUAUACCUUUUGGCUAUUACAUUCAAUCCCGAAUCGACGGUUAUGUACUUGAGAUUUAUAAUGGUAGCACUCAGGCAGGUGCUUCUAUUGUAGUAUCUCCUAUGAAAAAUAGAACCGGCGAAGAUCCGUCUAGUCAACUAUGGUUUUUCGAUCAAGAUGGAACUAUUCGAAAUGUGGCCAGUGGAAUGGUGAUCGAUAUAUAUGGCGGAAUUCAGGGAACUGACUUAGUUAUUUCGCCAAAGACUGGUGAAGCAAGCCAACAAUGGAAAUCAGAUGGCGAAUAUCUUGUUUGUCCUGGCGCAGUUAAAGUCAUCGAUCUUGCAAGAAGUAAUACUGCAGUUAAUGCACCUGUUAUUGCAUGGCCAAAAAAUUUCGGUUUGAACCAGCAGUGGAAUCUUCUUCCACAUCGUCGGUGA
This is a messenger RNA of Rotaria sp. Silwood2, 663 nucleotides long. Lineage: Eukaryota; Metazoa; Rotifera; Eurotatoria; Philodinida; Philodinidae. The record is from the annotation of a GenBank genome assembly.